Onychostoma macrolepis is the source of this 3078-nucleotide messenger RNA. It is a transcript of the gene dennd1c, whose product is annotated as DENN domain containing 1C. The record is from RefSeq and is a predicted model, not a curated record. NCBI's taxonomy places the organism in Eukaryota, Metazoa, Chordata, Actinopteri, Cypriniformes, Cyprinidae. The transcript is spliced from 23 exons. The coding region runs from base 239 to 2809 and encodes 856 amino acids. Gene Ontology annotation, molecular function: guanyl-nucleotide exchange factor activity; phosphatidylinositol phosphate binding. Gene Ontology annotation, cellular component: intracellular membrane-bounded organelle; cytosol. Gene Ontology annotation, biological process: endocytic recycling; endocytosis.
UAUUAUAGUGUCAAUAGGCCGGCAAACGUCAUGUAGGUCACACACACACACACACACACACACAGAGAUCAGGAAGUGCUGUCUUAAGUUCUGUGCUAGUCGGCGGAACUGGCUGUUUGAUGUGAGGAUGUGUGUGUGCAGAAGUGUGUGUGUCGAUGCACAUUAAUAAAUGAUCUAAUGACUUUGGUCUGCUGAUGCCCUGAACACCCCCGAAUGGGCCCCAACAUUCAAGUGCAUCAUGGGCUCCAGGAUAAAAGAAAACCCUGAAAAAACGUUCUACUGGUUCUUUCAAGCCUCAUGUCCAAUUGCCAGAGAUAAAGAUCCUGAUGUGCUGUUUCAGUUCCCUGAAGACUUUAAUGAUGAGGAGUCUCUGCAGUCCUUGCCUCGCUUCUGCUUCCCUUAUGACAUCGAGAGGGUGAAGGAUAUUGUUGCCGUGCAGCAUUUCACAUUCGUCCUGACCGAUCUGGAAGGAUGUCAGCGCUUCGGUUUCUGCAGACUCACCUCCAGCUCUCAGACCUGCUUGUGCAUCCUCAGUUAUUUGCCCUGGUUUGAGGUCUUCUACAAACUUCUGAAUAAUCUAGCCGACUACUCAACGAAAGGACAGACCAACGAGAUGAAAGAGCUGCUCUCGGUGCUCCACAAGCACCCCGUGCCUCCGGCCAAUGGCUCCAUCACGCUGCAGAUGGGAGGGAAGCUAAUGAUUGGACGCAGUAUGCCUGGCAUGUGUGGGCACGCCUCUAAAGGGGAGGAGUCAGAGGGGAUCCCGUACUUCAUCGCGCCAGAUCCCAAAGCCCUGCCCUCUAUUCCAGAGAGUAGGAACCUGACGGAGCUGGUGGUGGCGGUGGAUGUGGGAAACCUGCUGCAGCUCUACGCCAGCAUGUUGUUUGAGAGACGGAUCCUCAUUUACUGCAGCAAACUCAGCACUCUGACGGCCUGCAUACACGCGUGUAAUGGGAUGCUGUACCCCAUGUACUGGCAACACAUCUUCAUCCCAGUGCUGCCUCCUCAUCUGCUGGACUACUGCUGCGCACCGAUGCCGUACCUCAUUGGAAUUCACUCCAGCCUGGCAGAGAGAGUGAGGAGUGGAGCUCUGGAGGACGUGGUCAUACUGAACGUGGACACCAACACCCUGGAGUCGCCCCAUGAGGACCUGAAAAAGAUUCCGGCUGACGUGGUGGCGGGACUGAAGGUCAGGCUGAAGAGACAGGCGGCAUCGGCCGGGUCAGGGGUCGCGCACGCUUUCCUCCGAGCGCAGGCUCUGCUGUUCGGAGGAUACAGGGACGCCUUACAGUCGUCUGCCGAAGGGCCGGUGGUGUUCUGCAACGAGCUGUUUCUCAGUCAUAAGUCUCAAAGCAUGCGGGAGUUUCUGGAGAGCGCGGUUCACCUGCAGUGUUUCAAAGAGUUUAUUGACGACCGGCUGAAAAUGCUGGUCCAGGGCAAAGAGCCGGAUGACGUGUUUGAGGAAGAGGUGCUUCAGUGUGGUGCUUCAUCUGGUGGCUCUAAACUGCGACGACAAUGGGUGGGAAAUUUAAAGAAAGGGGGUGGAGCUCUGAUUGUGACAUGGAAGACUACAGCGAACAAAGCAACCAAAUAUCACAGCAAAUUUGGGCUGAAAAACCUCCUGUCAUCAAAGGACCAAAGUGAGCCUCAUAUGCUACAGAGGGGCGGGUCUGUGUGUGGAACGCACACAUAUCGCCUCAUCCAAUCAGACUGCCUUCAGAAUCGUCUACCAAUCACACAGCACUUUGGCAGGUCUCGACCACGCCGGCCUACACGCAAGCAUCCCAGCCACCAGGGCAAUGAACAACAAACAGAGGACGACAACACCACCUAUGAGGACAAUGUAACAGAAAGUCCUGACCAGUGUUCAGGCACCAGCGACUUACAGGAAGAUGAUGAUCUCUCUCUCUUGGCCGACCCAGAGGAGAUGGACCUGCUCGGUGAGAUUUUCGACACGCUGAGCGCGCAGAGCUCCAGAGAGCCGGGUUUACUGUACAGCACACGCAGCCUCGACCUCUUCAGCUCCGACAGCAGUGAAUUCAUCUCACAUAAGAGUCUGACCAACCCAAGUCAGGAGAGUCUAAGUCCCUCUUUUGGAAACAGCGGAAGUCUCAUGAGCUGGGAGGAGGAGCUAGAGGAUGGGCCUGGUGGUGAGGGGGAGGAGCCUGAUGUCCUGAUUGACAGGCCAGAAAAUGAGCUAAACGAAUUAGAGAAGGACUUGACCGAGUUAGGGGAAAGUCUGUGUUCAGAUCUACAAAUUCUAGAAGAUGCUUCUCAGGAUCCCGAAGUAGGUUCUCAGGAGGAGCAAAAGGACAGCUGGUCGAAAAAUGAUGGACAAAUGAACGGAACAAUGAAGGAAAGCUUGAAAAGCUUGGAAACCGAGACAGUAGUUACAGAGAGGACAGAGAUGCAACCUGACAAAGAAGAAAAACUUCAGAAAGAGCAUAAGACGACAAAUGACUUGGGCCCAAACGGACCAACAAAUGAAGGAAUCACCUCUGCUGUUUCUCUCAAUGUAAAGAUAGACAAAAGAGAAGAGCUAGAUAAGAAGAGCAUUGAACCUCUAUCACCGAACAUUUUGUCUGCCGUAGCUCUGUUCCAGUCCAAGUCCUCGGCUGACACUUCUGGUUCCCCAGGGUGGGAUAAAUCUCUAAAAACUCCCAUCAGAACCCACAAAAUCAAUGUGGAACCAAUGACUGGCCUGCAGACUGAAGAACAAAGUAUGAAAUCGCCUGUUUCAUCAACACCAGAAGAACAAACCCAGGCUCCCAUUAAGGUCUCAGAACUGAAGAAGAGAUUUGAACAUUAGAUCACAAAUCAAGCAUACUGAAAAACUUCUUUAUAUUGUCAAUUACAAAUCUACAUGAAACAACACUUGCACCCCAAUUUUUUAUUUUUAUUUUUUUGAGGCAACAUUGCUGAGUCGAAUAAAAUUAUCCAUUGGGUUUUAAUUGGAUUGUGAAAGUUUGGCGUUCCAUACUGAACUUUGAGAUUGUGGAAGGUUAUUUGUCUCAUGUACUUAUUGGUUAAAACUUAACGCUGACAUCAGUCAAUAAAGUUGAUUCAAAGGAAAUGCAA